Molecule: messenger RNA, 2096 nt
Organism: Boleophthalmus pectinirostris (great blue-spotted mudskipper)
Lineage: Eukaryota; Metazoa; Chordata; Actinopteri; Gobiiformes; Gobiidae
Exons: 7
Coding region: 116-1039 (307 amino acids)
Source: RefSeq, a predicted model, not a curated record
UCCGCCUAGAUCCAUGUGCGCCUGGCUCCGCUGCGUCCGCUCGAUCGCUUUUCCUCUGCUCUCUCCUCUCCCUUUUUACCACUACAACUAAAAAAUCACCACGAAACUCUGCACGAUGAAGGAGAAAAGCUGGCCCAAGAUCUUUCUCAUCAUCCUGUGCGCUGUAGUUUACGUGUUUGUUAUUCUCGUCAACGCGUUGGCUGGUGUUGGCAAGGUUUUCUUCCACCAUUCGACGGGGAACAUCUCCGGGCGCUAUGAGACGGAAAUCACUCCCGCCGGGUGGACCUUCUCCAUCUGGGGCGUCAUCUACACGUGGCUCACCCUCAUCGUGCUCUACAACACAGCCUACAUCUUCAGAGGCUCGUGGGCCCAGCUCCUCCUCCCCUACUCCUUCUAUUUCUGCUGGUUCAUCAACAUGCUGCUCAACAUGAUCUGGCUGGUGCUGUGGGACAGAGAGGUGAUGUUGGCUGGUCUGGUGGUCCUCAUCUUCAUCGCUCUGACAAACUACUGCAUUCUCUUCUUCUGCUGUUGGGCCACAGAUUACUACGGCCUGUGGCUCAAGACGUACUACCCCAGAGACCUCCGCUGCCUGCGCUGGAUGGUUCAGAACGGCUUUGCGGUGUACACCACAUGGACCUCCAUCGCGUCACUCCUAAACUUUGCCAUUGUCCUGCAGCUGUGGGGCGUGGCCAAGAGCACCGCCGCCACCGCCUCCCUCUGCAUCCUCUUCGCUGAAGUCGUCACCUGGUUCAUUCUGGAGAACUGGGUGCUGGACCGCUGGGUGCGUUACAUCGUCAUGGUGUACCCUGUGGUGAUCGUGGCUCUGGUGGGAAACAUCACCAAACACUACCACGCUCCUGACCCCACGCCCAACUCCAUCUUCAUGGUUGCUCUCUUGGUGGUGGCGUGCGUGCUGUUCGUCUUCAGAGUGUGUAACGUGAUCUGGAGGAACAAGUGGCGCCCCCUGCUGUCCCCCGGCUCUGCCCGCGUCAUGGUGUCUCCACUGGACGUCGGCAGCAACUUCAGAAUGAUGCGCUAAUCAUGGCAUUACCACUAGGGUUGCACUAUAUUUGAUACUCCAAGAUUUCUUACGGUUAAUGCAGUACUCCCAGUAAGUUAUUUUCGAAGGCAUCUGAUUACCACGUCGGCAAAACUCCGCUCUGGUCUCACAAAGUUUUGAAAAAAGCUCUUAUAAACUUAUUACAGUGAAUAAUUAGGAUGAUUAAAAUGCAUAAGGCAAGUGAGGAGUAACUUUGGACCACUGCAACCUGUUUAAAAUUAAGUACUUCAUGUUUUUUAAGACAGAAAAAAUCAGGUACAGUGCCUUUAUCUAAAAUAUAGGUUUUCAUUUCUAUUCAGUGACUAAAUAUUUUAGAAUUUUACACAUUCACAACACAUUUUUACACAUCAUUUUAGUCAGUCUCUUGAAGUUGGAUUACCUAAAGCCAAUUGCAUUAUUUUUUUUUUAUUAUAUAGAUGUGACAGAUAUGACACUAAACAAAAAUUGCAAUAUAGAUUUUUGUUACACUCGUACUUUUUCAGAAAGUUUCUUAUUUGUUUUUUUUACAUUCCAAUCCGUUUUAUAAUUAAAUCCCCUUUUGUUACACUACAGUUUUCACAUUUUUAUACACAAUACAUACAUACAGUCUGUUACUUUUCCUCAUUUAGUGCACAAAUACUGCUUGUACUUUGAACAUAGAAGAGUUGAAGGAAUCAUUUUGUAUUUUAGAAUAGGAAUAUAGUUUGUUUUCGUGCCUUGUAACUCAUACGGAAAACAGCAUUGCACAAAAUUGAGUUGAAGGAGCUAUAUACACGCGUCUUUAUAUAGCUUACAGCACCUGUUUACAGCGAAAUAUUUUUUUGUUUACUAUUGAAGGAUAUUUUAUUUUGUGUUUUACUAAAAGCAUUUUACUAUACAGUUAUAUCAUGAGGAAAUUAUGCUUCUCAUUGCUAGGAAUAAAUGUAAAAAUAGUACAAAUGGAAGUAUAUGUGCUAAUGUUGCUUAUGGACACGACAAAUAUACGUCCUUUUGUUUUGAGAUUCUUUUGUGGAUUCACUUUGUGCUUAUAAAUAAUAAAAAUACAUGUGGAAAUCAG